Messenger RNA from Paramormyrops kingsleyae, 3358 nucleotides. It is a transcript of the gene b3galt1b, whose product is annotated as UDP-Gal:betaGlcNAc beta 1,3-galactosyltransferase, polypeptide 1b. Gene Ontology annotation, molecular function: N-acetyl-beta-D-glucosaminide beta-(1,3)-galactosyltransferase activity. The record is from RefSeq and is a predicted model, not a curated record. Lineage: Eukaryota; Metazoa; Chordata; Actinopteri; Osteoglossiformes; Mormyridae. Gene Ontology annotation, biological process: protein O-linked glycosylation. Gene Ontology annotation, cellular component: Golgi membrane.
AGAGGGAAACUUAAUCCAUAGCUAAGCCGCUCUUAUACAUUAUUCAGAAAGCCGGUUAGACACCGUGUCCCUAUCUCGUUUUAACUAGACAUAGUCCGUGCUUAUUAAGGGGAAAAUACCAGCAGAAAUGGCCGCAGCGGACCAUCACCUGUCUGCCCGGCGAGAGACUAAAAGCAGGGCUGUGAACGCUCCACAUCCCUCAGUGACGGAGAUGUUACUCGGACGUGAUGUGUAAGAAUGCCUUGUGCGUCGGCCAAGCUGUCAUUUUUUCUCAUUUCAAGCUUUGCCGCGUAACCUGCGGUGAGGUUUUGGGGUUUCACUGCCCCCACCCGCCACGCGCCUGCUUGGCAUCAAACCGCUCCUUCUCCUCCCCGCCUCACCGAGAACAGUGCUGCCUGUAGAUGGAAGCGUCCAGGGUGAUGAUCUGUUCCUGCUGCAAAAGUGACUCCACCCUCACAAAGGGACCUUACAAUCUGAAGCUAAAAUCCAGUCUCUUUGCUUAUAGGGGAUCUAUUUCCGGUGCCUGUGUCUUGUGUCCGUCUUUUAACGCUGCAGUUCUGCCGUGACAUUGCUCUUAUGCAGCAAGCGCACUGCCCGAAGCUUCUGUUACUCCGAGGGGGGGUGCAUGCCCAUCUCCCACCCCCCUGCCAAGUGGCUGGGCCGUCUAGUCGUCGCAUGAUACAGAAAGUCUCACGUUACAGUGGGUGUUGUGCCAAGUCUGGCUUCGAGAUGGAAUGCUGAAAAGAGAUUCAGCCCCGUGUCCGUGUCAGUUGGGAUUUAAGUGGAGAAGAAGGAGGAAGAUAGGCCAGAGAUUUGCGAAGGUUCUGAAUCGGUCAUGCGCUGAAAAAGUAUAUUAAAGAAGAAUAAAAUCUCCACUCUCAACUAUGGCACGCAUCACUUUUUGAUAGAGCUGUCUGUGAUAAACAAUAAAUGCCAACGGUGACGUGGGAGCAGCUCAAUGCUGCCUUGCUGGAAAUAUCCUCUCUGAUGAAAAGAAAGACACUUCAGUGCAUGAAACACACGUAAAUGCGGCAUAAUGCCUUCAAAGGUCUCCUGCUUAUACAUCCUGACGGUUGUUUGCUGGGCAAGCGCUCUCUGGUACCUGAGCAUAUCACGGCCGUCGUCCUCCUACCUGACGCAGCUGUCCAUACCCGUCCGAAAGGUCCCGAAACAGAGCAACAUCACAUUCACCAACAUCCGGACGCGCCCCUUGAACCCGCACGCAUUUGACUUCAUCAUCAACGAACCCAAGAAGUGCGAGGCGGAAGCACCCUUCCUCGUCAUCCUCAUCAGCACCACGCACAAGGAGUUUGACGCCCGACAAGCCAUCCGUGAGACGUGGGGGGACGAAGGCGGCCUAAGCGACAUCCGUGUCGUCACACUCUUCCUGCUGGGCAAGAACACGGAUGCCGUCCUCAACCAGAUGGUGGAGCAGGAGAGCCAGAUCUUCCAUGACAUCGUGGUGGAGGACUUCAUCGACUCCUAUCACAACCUCACACUUAAGACUCUCAUGGGCAUGCGGUGGGUGGCCACGUACUGCCCCAAGGCCAAGUACGUUAUGAAGACGGACAGCGACAUCUUCGUCAACAUGGACAACCUGGUCUACAAGCUCCUGAAGCCUUCCACUAAGCCAAGGAGACGCUACUUCACGGGCUACGUAAUCAACGGGGGGCCCAUCCGGGAUAUGCGCAGCAAAUGGUACAUGCCCCGGGACUUAUACCCCGACAAUAAAUACCCCCCUUUCUGCUCGGGGACUGGCUAUGUGUUUUCGGCUGACGUGGCCGAGCUCAUAUACAAGACGUCACUCCACACCCGGCUCCUGCACCUUGAGGACGUCUAUGUAGGGCUGUGUCUGCGCAAAUUAGGCAUCCACCCCUUCCAGAACAGCGGCUUCAACCACUGGAAGAUGGCUUACAGCCUCUGCAGGUACCGCCGGGUCGUCACAGUGCACCAGAUCUCCCCUGAGGAAAUGCACAGGGUCUGGAAUGACAUGUCCAGCAAGAAGCACCUCAGAUGUUAACAGCUCCAGGCGGGACAAAAGCAAACUAUUGCCUCUUUUUCUAUUUAUUUGCCAAUAUCCGCAGGGGUCGAAGGUGGAUUUCUUUUGUUCUUAUUUAGUAAAUCAUACUUAAGUUUGUUUCUUACCUCUUGUAUAGUUAAACCAUUCAGAAGUGCACUGGAGGUCACGGUGAAGCUUGUGAGUUCUCACGUAUUUUAACCAUGACGUACAAUCGAGGAUUAGCACACAACCAGGUUAUGGUUUGUGUUGAUUAUGAUGCACAGAGGUGCCAGCCGACCAACCACUACGAGGAACUGAAUCCUGGACACACGCCCAUGUUAAGGCUGUAGGCACAGGCAGACGCCCAACAGAAUAUGGCACAAAUCCAUAUAUAUACGAUAAAACAGCAGCUAAUGUAUUGCCAGAUUAGCCAAGUAACAGAAAAACCAUGGCCACCCACAAGCUCAUUGAUUUUAUACUCGUGUAGGCUUGUUACUGGGGUUUAUGUACAUGCCUUCUAGUAACAUUGUAAUGAGGAUGAUCUUUAUUAUUCUGUGAUAAAGAGAACACAGUAAAAGAAGGGUGGGGACCUGAAUCUGUACCUGAAAAGCUCACCUCCCGUGUGGUCCGUCACUGCCGACCUCGCCCUACCCCCUACAGACCCACGUGUCCUGAAAUUAUAAAUCUGUAAGCUGUCAGUGUGUGACUCACUCAAAUGAAAGGACCUGAUGUAUUCACUGUAGAGGCAACGAAUUGUGUCGAUGGAACAAUAGAGUGAAUGUGUUCUGGCAAAGAGAAAUGAAACCUGUAAAUUUAGCAUCAUUUGCAUUUUAGAUAUAAGGCACUGUUUUCAAUAUGCAAAUUAUUUUCUUACUUUUCUGUAAAUGGUAGUGAAUCCUCUGUUCUUGCUUCAAAUCCUACUCUUUGUACUACCUUUUGUGUACAAAGCUGUGUCUAUGUAAUAUAUACAUAAAUAUGUUUAUAUAUCUACAUAUGUAUGUAUAUAUCAAAAGGUAUUUUACGUUGUAUAGAGUAUAAACUGGAAUUAUUUACAUUCACAAAUGAAUGUAUUAUCGUGUAUAGUAACCUAUCAUUCUGUGCACAUUCACUGCUUCAGAAAUUAUUGCAAAAAAUAAAUAUAUUUUGUAUAAUUUGAGCCAGAUAGAGGAUGGUUUUAACUGAGACAUUAGAAUAGAGUGAGAUGUGUUCAACUAUGUGUUUUUUUAAUUCUCUGGUAUUAAAAGCUGUUGUGAUAUUUUAAUGUGUAAACAUUAAUUUAAAAAAAGGAAAACUAUCCUCAAAUGGACUGUUGUAAUGUACAGUACGUUGUUUUUUACAUUAAAAAUAUACAUCAAGUUU